UUGACGAAGACGUGGAACUUUUCACUGUUAGCGUAAGAUUUUGAUUUGAGUUCCGCUUAAUUUCUCGUAACUCUGGCUCUCAGUUUGUUGGAUGACAGCUACCUCUCAUGGCAACAAUAAAUCUUAGAAAUGAAUCUCUGGUCAUAGGGCACUUCAGAAAUAUUAAAGACAGACUCUUUGGAGUGAAGCGUUCCAAGAACGAACCUUAUGUUGCUACUGACGGUACUGGAGGAGGGGGUUUGAGCGGGUUUGACACCUUGCCGGUGGAAAUGCAGUUCCUCAUCAUUACAUUCCUGUCUCCGCAAGAUCUGUGCAGACUGGGAGGCACCAGUCGGUAUUGGCGAGCACUGAUUCAAGAUCCUUCUCUUUGGAAAUAUUUCUUGUUGCGAGAUAUGCCUCUUUGGUCAUCAAUUGAUCACCUUUCAAUGCCUGACAUGGAGAGUCUAGAGAGAGCUCUGUCAGAGAGCUCUGAGUCAGAAAGCCGAGAUUUUAUGGCAGAUUACCUCAAGGCUUGUCCAGCAUGCUGCGGCCUGUGGCAUCAGUCAAGGCCAGCCUAUGAGGCAGUGACAUCCUUCCUGAAGUCCAUGGUGGUGACGGCGGAACCACGCUUUGCCAUGUUUGGACCCGGGCUGGAGAAACUAGAGGUGUCUUUAGUGACAACCAUGCUGAAUUCCCCAAACAUCCUACCAGUCACGGGCGUAACCCAAAGACAGAUAAAUGGCAUUGGAUCAGGAAUUAGUUUUAUGUACAGUGACCAGCACAAGUUCAACAUAUUGACACUUUAUUCAACUAACAGGACAGAGAGAGAGCGAGCUCGGCUGGAGAAUGUGGAUGUUCACAGUAGAUUGUUUACCCAGAGGGAGGAUGAGGAUUCUGGGAGGCCAACGUUCCACCUCGCUCCCAACGUGCAGGAAGUGUGCCGAGCUGUUGAUGGAUUCAUCUUUGUGACAAAUGCAGAACGAGGAAAAGAGUCUGACGAAGCAAAGGAGAGGGAGUUUGCCCAGAUCAGGGCCAUGUUGGAGCCCGUGUGGGGCCCUUCCUCGCGGCCCCUCCUGGUGUUGUCCUGCACGGCCCACGAGGGCCCCGAGUGUCCUCGUGUCCCCUGCCUAAAAGCAGCCCAGUGGCUGAAGCUCAGUCUCCUGCCAAACCCCUGGAUGGUACAGGACACAGUUGCAGAGACAUUAUCAGGCCUUCUGGAUGGCAUCCUGUGGCUACUCAGACAUUCUGGAAUAAGACUCUAGCCCUGUGAUGACUAUUUUUUCUGUAGGAUCACACUUCAGCCACCAGAGGGCAGCACAGUCCAGUAUCUGCGGUUGUUGGCUGUGAAAUCUGUUGAUGUGUUAAUAUGCUUUCCAUUUGUGUUUUUCUGCUGAUUCAGUCCAAGCUGCUAAUGUAAACCUUUUAAGUAAAAUGCCACGGCUGGGUCACACUACUGCCUUUUUGCAUUCAGCACUUGUGUAUUUUUUGGAUUAGUUUGACCAAAAGGAUGCUAUUGCCAUUCCUCCAUUUUACAAUUUCACAUUACUUCACACAAACUCACCCUUUUAUUUUUUAGUCAGUUUGAGACUAUAAAGUCAUUCUUGACAUGUCAAUUGUUUUCUUAGGUUUUUCUUUUGCUCAUGAAUUUUCUCAAGUGUUUAUCUUGGGUUGUGUUGCUUGUUUGGUUACAGUUUUUUCAGCUAACAAGCGUUUGUCUAACCAGUUGUCACAUUUUCAAAACUCUAAACACAAUUAGCACAGCAUCUGUCUUUUG
Messenger RNA from Alosa alosa (allis shad), 1753 nucleotides. RefSeq names its product F-box protein 4 (gene fbxo4). The transcript is spliced from 8 exons. The record is from RefSeq and is a predicted model, not a curated record. Gene Ontology annotation, biological process: protein polyubiquitination; SCF-dependent proteasomal ubiquitin-dependent protein catabolic process. The coding region runs from base 108 to 1241 and encodes 377 amino acids. NCBI's taxonomy places the organism in Eukaryota, Metazoa, Chordata, Actinopteri, Clupeiformes, Clupeidae. Gene Ontology annotation, cellular component: SCF ubiquitin ligase complex. Gene Ontology annotation, molecular function: protein binding.